AUGGCACCACCAGUUUAUGGAGAUCUCGGCAAACAGGCCAGAGAUCUGUUCGCCAAAAACUAUCGUAAGCACAGCUCUGUCUUUCGCGUCCGAUUCAGACCUCACCGUAGAUCACAAGACAUUACCACCGCAUCCACCGAUCCCUACCAUUCAUACACACCAUUCAUAUGUAAUGUUUGUCUGACUCUUAUAGACUUUGGACUCAUAAAGUUGGACGUGAAGACAAAAACGCCGGCGGGAGUGGAGUUCACAGUCAACGGCACCUCCAAUAACGACACGGGAAGAGUGAACGCCUCUCUCGAGACGAAGUACUACUUCCGUGACUGGGGUUUCACACUGAAGGAGAAGUGGAACACCGAUAACACGUUGGCCACCGAAUUGUCGGUCGAGGAUCAGCUGAUCAAAGGCUCAAAGCUAGCGUUCAGCGCCAACUUCGCGCCCCAAAGCGGCAAAAAGGCCGGUACUCUGAAGUCGUCGCUGAAGGCCGACCACUUCAACGCCAACGCAGACAUCGACUUCGACUACGGCGGCGCUCUCUUCCACGGAUCAGCUGUUUUAGGACUUUGCAUUGAAUUUUAUGUUUAUAAUAAACAUGUGGGCCUUUGGCUCCAGAAGAAUGGCUUCGAGACAUAUGUGCGUCAGUUUCGCGACGAACACAAAAUCGAUGGCAAGUGUUUGCUUACGUUAACGGAAGACGACCUCCGGAGUCCUCCCCUUCACAUCCAAGUGUUGGGAGACAUCAAACGGUUAGGCAUUGCGUUGAGAGCUCUUCAAGAGUCGAACGCAGAGCUCGUGGUCUGUUUGAUGGGCCGAUCACUGAUCGGUUCCCUCGAUCUGAACAAACAUUCACUCAAAUCGCAUAACAAUCAUAUGAAUCAUUCAAAUCUGGAUUAUUUAUCAAACGAUGAUUUCUCGGACGAGUUUCACGUGAAUCGGAGUGAAGGCCAGCGAGAGAUGAAACCCGAGUCGUGGAAAGCGUUGAUAGCAAUGCUCUACUUCUUUACCGCCACUUGGAUUACGGCUAUCGUUAUGGUUAUAGUUCACGACAGAGUGCCUGAUAUGCAGACCUAUCCACCACUUCCCGACAUAUUCCUCGACAACAUACCACUCAUUCCUCACGCCUUCAAUAUGUGCGAAAUCUGUGGACUCGUUUUGUUCAUCAUUUGGACAGUGAUUCUUGUAUUUCAUAAACACAGAUUCAUUCUCUUGAGGCGAAUGUUCUCAUUAUUUGGUUCAGUAUUCUUCUUGAGAUGCGUAACAAUGUUGAUAACGUCUCUAUCAGUUCCGGGCCGUCAUCUGCAAUGUAAAGCCAGACCGUAUGGGAGUUGGUUAGAGCGUGUGAGCCAAGCAUUCCUCAUAUGGCAGGGCGGAGGGAUGUCUAUCCAAGGCGUCCGCACGUGCGGUGACUACAUGUUUAGCGGUCACACAGUUGUCCUCACUUUACUCAACUUUUUCAUAACUGAAUACACCCCGACGAGUCUCUAUUUGGUGCACACGUUGUCAUGGGUUCUGAAUCUGUUCGGCAUAUUCUUCAUACUGGCCGCUCACGAGCACUACUCGAUCGACGUGUUCAUCGCGUUCUACAUCUCCACCCGUCUGUUCCUCUAUUACCACACAUUAGCUAAUAAUCAGGCGUUGUAUCAAAACGAUCGCAAACGAACCCGAAUAUGGUUCCCAUUAUUUUACUUCUUCGAGUCGGGCGUUCACGACAUCGUUCCCAAUGUGUUUGAUAACCCGUUCCGUUCACAGCACUGGAAACUCAACGUAUUUCUUAAAAAACUAAUGCCAAAGGUUUUCGACAAAUCCAAACAGUUAUAGAAAGUGUUUCAUACAAAUGAGUGAUCAAAAGAGUUGUUUUUAAUUUAUUAUUCGUUAAUCAACUUAUUUAUUAAUUAUUUAAAUUAUUUGGCAGUUAUUGUAAUUUAUUUUAAUUUUAUAAAAUCACUUUUUAUUUAAUAUAAAUAUCUAACGAAUUUUUAGACAAACUUUUUAUGUCAAACACCAGUAUUUGUGUCUUCAAAGAGCAGAACCGGAAAAUGCAAAAUGUUUUCCAAUUUCUUAGCAAUAGAUAGGAGACGAAAAUCAUCCAAUUUUUUGCCAAUCAAUUGCAAACCAAUGGGAAGUCCAUUGUUUGACAGUUUGCAGGGAAUAGUUAUGGCCGGCAGACCCGCCAUAUUCACCGGUUGUGUACAAUAGUCUUCUGUUGAGACCUGUUGUCUGUUGUCCUUUUGAAUCCAAAGCGAAUGUAACGGCGCUUCUGUUAGUGUCACCGGAGUUAACAAUAAAUCAAUAUUUUGUUUUUCAAACA
Medioppia subpectinata is the source of this 2308-nucleotide messenger RNA. The record is from the annotation of a GenBank genome assembly. NCBI's taxonomy places the organism in Eukaryota, Metazoa, Arthropoda, Arachnida, Sarcoptiformes, Oppiidae.